AUGAGAGUUUUACCAGCUACAUUGCUGGUCGGCGCGGCCACCGCGGCCGCCCCUGCCCAGCAGGUCCUUGGCGGCUUCCAGGACUUCCAGGACUUCGGAAGCAACCUCCAGGAAACCCUUAAGGAAACCCUGCCUAAGGUAAACAAACCGCUUGAGAACUUCCGGGAGCAGCUCAAGUCUCUGUCCAAUGAGGCCCGUGGCUUGUGGGAGGAGGUCGCGAAUGCUUUCCCCGAUAACCUCGACCACAACCCUGUCUUCUCUCUGCCGAAGAAGCACACCCGUCGCCCUGACUCCCACUGGGACCACAUCGUCCGUGGAUCUGAUGUCCAGAGCGUCUGGGUCACUAACGAGGACGGCGAGAAGGAGAGAGAUGUAGAGGGUAAGCUUGAGGCCUACGACCUUAGGGUCAAGAAGACGGACCCGGCUUCCCUCGGGAUCGACCCGAACGUGAAACAGUUCACGGGUUACUUGGAUGAUAACGAGAAUGAUAAGCAUUUGUUUUACUGGUUCUUCGAGUCGCGAAAUGACCCUGCGAACGACCCUGUUGUUUUGUGGCUGAAUGGUGGCCCUGGUUGCUCCUCUCUGACUGGUCUCUUUAUGGAGCUUGGCCCUAGCAGCAUCGACGAGAACAUUAAGAUAGUCUACAACGACUUCUCAUGGAACUCCAACGCUUCCGUGAUCUUCUUGGACCAGCCUGUCAACGUUGGCUACUCUUACAGCAACAACGCUGUUAGCGACACGGUUGCUGCUGGAAAAGACAUCUACGCCUUGCUUACUCUCUUCUUCAAGCAGUUCCCUGAGUAUGCGAAGCAGGACUUCCAUAUUGCUGGAGAAUCUUAUGCUGGCCACUACAUCCCUGUUUUCGCUUCUGAGAUUCUUGCACACGAGAAGCGUAACAUCAACCUGAAGUCUGUUUUGAUUGGAAACGGAUUGACUGAUGGCCUCACUCAAUAUGAAUACUACCGCCCCAUGGCCUGUGGUGAUGGUGGUUACCCUGCUGUGUUGGACGAGAGCUCCUGCCGCUCCAUGGACAACUCCCUUGGCCGCUGCCAGUCCAUGAUUGAGUCUUGCUACAGCAGCGAGAGCGCAUGGGUCUGUGUCCCUGCGUCUAUCUACUGUAACAAUGCUCUCCUUGCUCCUUACCAGCAAACCGGACAGAACGUGUACGAUGUUCGCGGCAAGUGCGAGGACGAGAGCAACCUUUGCUACAAGGGCAUGGGCUACGUCUCUGAAUACCUGAACAAGCACGAAGUCCGCAACGCCGUCGGUGCUGAAGUUGAUGGGUAUGACACCUGCAACUUUGACAUCAACCGCAACUUCCUCUUCCAUGGUGACUGGAUGAAGCCCUACCACCGUCUUGUCCCCGGCAUCCUUGAGCAGAUCCCUGUCCUCAUCUACGCUGGUGACGCCGACUUUAUCUGCAACUGGCUCGGAAACAAGGCCUGGACCGAGGCCCUGGAAUGGCCCGGCAAGGAAGAGUACGCUGCCCUUCCUCUGGAAGAUAUCAAGAUCGUCGACAACGAGCACAAGGGCAAGAAGAUUGGCCAGGUCAAGAGCCACGGCAACUUCACCUUCAUGCGUCUUUACGGCGGCGGUCACAUGGUUCCCAUGGACCAGCCUGAGUCGUCCCUUGAGUUCUUCAACCGCUGGCUAGGUGGUGAAUGGUUCUAG
Aspergillus puulaauensis is the source of this 1671-nucleotide messenger RNA. It is a transcript of the gene cp3, whose product is annotated as carboxypeptidase C PRC1. NCBI's taxonomy places the organism in Eukaryota, Fungi, Ascomycota, Eurotiomycetes, Eurotiales, Aspergillaceae. Gene Ontology annotation, cellular component: fungal-type vacuole. Bases 1 to 1671 code for a protein of 556 amino acids. The record is from RefSeq and is a predicted model, not a curated record. The transcript has 2 exons. Gene Ontology annotation, molecular function: serine-type carboxypeptidase activity. Gene Ontology annotation, biological process: proteolysis.